Chlamydomonas reinhardtii is the source of this 1878-nucleotide messenger RNA. RefSeq lists its product as uncharacterized. Bases 161 to 340 code for a protein of 59 amino acids. The record is from RefSeq and is a predicted model, not a curated record. The transcript has a single exon. NCBI's taxonomy places the organism in Eukaryota, Viridiplantae, Chlorophyta, Chlorophyceae, Chlamydomonadales, Chlamydomonadaceae.
UUUCACUUUCGCGCACCCUGCGCUCCGUGGCUGUGGCCCAGGAAGUCGCGCGUCGGGACCAGUCGCGAGCCCACCUGCGACCAGUCGCUAUUACGGCCCCUGCACGCGUUACGCUAGCACUUAAAACAAAUGUUAUUCUUUUGACAACCGUUAUCUGAUCAUGUGGGCUGCUGUGCUCGACGAAACGGGGCCUCAGCCUCCGAUUCAACAUGCGGCAUGUGCACCCACAGCGCAGAGCAGGCUUCCGGUGGCUUCCUCGAGGCCGCAAACGGUGGUGUUGACCACACAACCUAUUGCCUUACACGGCGUUGACACCACGCGCCCCACAGGCGAUUGGUAGGCAUAAGCGCGGCGCCGCCGUUGAUACCGUGCUUUACGCUGCCUGCCCGGUGCCCAUCAUGGCCUGUGUGAGAGUGUGUAGAAGGGGUCAGACCGCGUAAUGUGGUCAGCCUGGUAUGCCUGGGUAUGCGUCCAUGCUUUGGCCGAAUCCUACGCCCUCGCAUAUACCUGCGUGGUGUGCUCAGGAUAUGCCACAUGACAGGCUGCCCGCUGCCAGCAUACCGUAGGGCGCCUGGGCCCCGCUGGCCGGCCGCGGCCUGGAGCUGACACGACGGUGCGCCUUGGGGCAGAGCCCUGGCGCCCUCCCCACACCCCCUGGGCGGCAGCGCGCAGUCUGCAUCCAUCAGGGUCUCACGGCGGUGGAGUGGCUGGGGGCACUGGUGCGACAUGGGCCGCACGGCAAAGCAUAUCACAUGACGCACAGCGCUUCAACCACAGGGUCCACGCUACCUGCGUCCGUUGGCCGGUGUGUGUCACAGUGCCACCCUAUGGAUUGUGUAACAGUUGGCGGCCAGCGGGCGGCGGGUGCGGCAAGGUGUGACAGAGGUCAGAUGGCAGCGUUAGCGACUGCGCGCGCUGCCAUCUGUGAGUGGGUGGAACGGGUGAGGCGGGCUGUUCCACUCCUUAGGCGCGGCCCUUGCGCACCCAGCCCCCAGCCCGGACCGCCCUAUCUGCACCCUUAACUACCAUUGAGCUGGCGCCCGGGCGUGGAGUCCAUUUGUUCGCCCGUGGAUCCAUGUGGCUGCUGGGUUGGGUUCCGGACUUGUGUGGUGUGUGUUCGGCGCCGCUUGACGUCGCCUGGUGGGGAGUGGUUGAUUUGCCCCGGUGGUGGUGGCGUGACUGCUGCGUUCAGAACUCGAGGGAUUUACAGGCGCACAAGACACGGAGGGAGAGGAGGCACAACAGGCUAGGUCAGACAGAGUGAAACUGUGCAAGUGCCUGAGAAGGCGUCUGAUGAGCUGGCUGCUUCGGGCCGCCUGCCUACGUGCAUCCCAAUGCAUGUUGGCGUCAUCGAUGCACUUGCACACCUGUAGAAGUAGUGUAACACACAAAGUCAGCAUUUGACCGUUGACCUCAAGCAUCCACGUGCAACUGGAAAGCUUUCCCUCACCCAGGGUCGUCUGCACUGGUAGUGUGGUACGGGAAUCAAGCACCCCUGCCUGCCACACAGGCACAAGUGCUGUAUGAUUAAGUAUGAACGAAUGCCUCUCACUGGGUGCCUUUUCCAUCACUUGCCCUGUUGAGGCCGAAUCCCUAAGCACCUUCAUCAGUCCUGGUCUGGGACGUUUCACACGCCUCUCCUCAUUGCCUAGUGUUAGUCACAGCCGGUGACUGAGGGCGCCCAGAGGUUUGAGCGCACACCAUAUCCAGCAGCAGCCUUGGCAGUGGCCUGUGCGUGGGAGUGCACCUACUGAGGACCUACUAAUGACCUACUGCUGACCACGACUGCCACUGCUCUCUCAGAAAGACAAUGGGUGUCAGCUUUGUACAGCUGGAAAAUGGGCUGAGCCCCUAAUGCUCUUGUAACCAAUGCAAUCU